GGGACAUUUCGUUCACAAAUCAAAUCUUCUCUGGCAUCCAACAAUGCCCAAUUCCAACACUUGCUCAGAAGGGCUAUCAGUACGUUCUCUCCACUACUUUUUCUGUAUUACUCCGUACUUGGAAAAGAAUGCUGCUACCUCGAGGGUGCAUAUCCUUGACCGACCCCCCUGGCCGUCAUCCGCAGUGAGUAGUAUAUAGUAAGGACGCCCGUGGUUAGCGUUGGAUCCCCCGGCCUCAGGGUGGAGGCAGACCCCCAGGAGACCCGCCACCGGCAGCCCGUUCUGGUUCGUGCUCCAGUCAACGUUCAGAUUGGAUGCAACUCUUGCCUGCCUGUUACCCGCCUUGCUUCCCGUCCGUCCACAAGCCAGCGACUUUCUGAUCUCCUUUCCUCUUUCUUUUCUUUCCCCAUCCCACCCACCACCGCGACCCGACCCUGCUGGCUACCCUUCGCGUGGUGUGAGCUGCUGCCUGUCGACCGUGAUUUGGUUCCUUUCACUUUCGUCUUUCUUUUUUUUUCCUUUUCAAAACAGGCAAUCCAUCAGUCCCUUAUUUUUUUUUUAUCCUGAUCGAUGAUUGAGGUGACUGUGCCUAGAGUCUCGGGUCAUUCUUAAUUGUCAAUUGUCUUUGCUCGAAUUUCCUGCCCGUUCAAUUCGUUCGGUGGGUCGAGGUUUUCUUCUACCAUACCGACGGCUCAACCACCCACCGAGCUAAAGAAGCAAAGCAAAAGCUCGAGGGCUUCGCCUCAUCCCCAGUGUUAGUCGACAGCAAAGGACCACGCGCGAUAACACCUCCGACGUAGCGAUUACGACCACUCAGCCCGGCCCGAGGCAUUCUCCUCGACAUACUUUUGGCCUUGUAAAAACUCAGGUCCCCGAAGGGACCCUAACAUACCUUCACUAUGGCCUCAUCUUCAUCAAACGUCGUCGGUGUGCACUACAGGGUUGGCAAAAAGAUUGGAGAGGGGUCUUUUGGCGUUAUCUUCGAAGGGACGAACCUACUCAACAACCAACAGGUGGCCAUCAAGUUCGAACCCAGGAAGAGCGAUGCUCCCCAAUUGCGCGACGAAUACCGAACCUACAAGAUUCUUGUAGGAUGCCCGGGAAUCCCCAAUGUUUACUACUUCGGACAGGAGGGUCUGCACAACAUCCUCGUGAUUGACCUUCUCGGUCCGUCGUUGGAGGAUCUGUUCGACCACUGUAACCGCAGGUUCACAAUCAAGACGGUGGUGAUGGUUGCCAAGCAAAUGCUCUCUCGGGUCCAGACGAUUCACGAAAAGAAUCUCAUUUACCGCGAUAUCAAACCCGACAACUUCCUGAUUGGAAGGCCAGGCACCAAGACGGCGAACGUUAUUCACGUCGUCGAUUUCGGCAUGGCCAAGCAAUACAGAGACCCGAAGUCGAAGCAACACAUCCCCUACAGGGAGAGGAAAUCCUUGUCAGGAACCGCCAGGUACAUGAGUAUCAACACUCACUUGGGUCGUGAGCAGUCACGCCGUGACGAUCUUGAGGCUCUGGGUCACGUAUUCAUGUACUUCCUCCGCGGAGGCCUGCCAUGGCAAGGCCUGAAGGCUGCUACCAACAAGCAGAAGUAUGAGAAGAUUGGAGAGAAGAAGCAGACGACCGCGAUCAAGGAGCUUUGCGAAGGAUUCCCCAUCCAGUUUGAGAAGUACCUGACGUAUGUCCGUAACCUCGGUUUCGAAGAUACUCCGGACUACGACUACCUACGCGAAUUGUUCACCCAGGCGCUGAAGGAAUCCGGCGGUGUCGAAGACGGCGAAUACGACUGGAUGAAGGUCAGCAAGGACAAGAAGAACGACUGGGACAGGCAGGCGAUGCACAACCCCAACCAGCGCCCCGGCGCCUCCAACAUGGAGCUUCAUGGUGCCUCGCGAGGGGCCCAUGCAUCCGACCUACGGGACCCUCGAGCACGCCUUACAGUCGACCGUUUAAACGCCGCACAACCUCCGCCUCCUUCACCGAUCAAGGCGAACCAAGGGAAAGAUCGGCGAAACGGGCCCGGCGCCAUUAUGGCGUCGAGAGGGAACGCUGGGGGUCUAAGGGACAUGGCGACUCCGACUGGGUCGACUCAGGCCCAGUUCCAGAACAGCACUCAGAACUUGCCUCAAAGGCCAAUGCACCAGCAGAGCAACAUGACCCAGCCACAACUGAAUAACGGCAGGCCUGCCGAACCAGAGCCAACUGGCUUCCAGAAGUUCAUGAAGGUUCUGUGCUGCGGUUAGAUGAUUCAUUUGAGAUUGCCCAGGAUGAACUGCCGUCAAGCCUGAGGGACAUCUCGGUCGUCAGUCUAUUUUUAAACCCCGUCACGGAGCGGACAGAUACGCAGAUCCAGUUUUUGGACAGUCCCGGCUAUUUGCAUGUUUCGCCGAGUCACUCUUUUUUUUCAGUGACCGGACGGCUCACUUGUUUGAUAUAAUGAACCACAUCCUUCCUGUCGACCACCUCCCCGGACAGCGUCGUCCCAAACGUCGACUAUAGGCCGAACCCUUUGGGAAUUCUACAUCAGCUUAUUAGGCGCGCCAGCGGAUUUUUCAUGCUCGCCGAAGGCGCGGCUUGCACCGAAUAUGCGUCUGAGCCGAGGAUUCACUAGCACUAUUGCUCCAUGUCAUGCGAUUGGCCAGAGUCCGAUUGCUGUCACAUUGAAUGUCGACGAUGAUGGAAUUGGGGCAAAGCCUUUUCAUCCUCACAAAUCACCCUCUUCUGUAGAGAUUGCGGAAGAAAUGAAAGCCAUACAAGCAGCAUACAGUUCGUUAAUAUGUUUCGUUGGGCGCGCAGCAUCGGCGCAGGGUCUUUGUUAUUCACGUUCGCCAUUCGAUUUUUUUAGUUGCAUUGGGUCUCGGGGAGUUCUCUCCUUUCAUCGAUUUUUCUAAACUAUUUUUGUUUCUUACAGCUCAUCUUUCACUCUCUUUCCUUGUCUAUAAUAUGUCCAGCAACCUUUUCGGUGAAAGAAGAAGCAACUAGCAUGGAGUUUGUCGCGAGCAAGCGGAAUAGGGGGUGAGGAGAAGAAGAUAAAACACUACUUUUACGAGAAAUUAUUUAUCCAUACGGUCCUGUUCCUACCAGGCAAUUUUGGUUGCGAGUGUUGCCGAUCUUUGUGACAUAGAAACGAUAGAAGUCAGUUCAGGUAGCUGAGCGGACCGGACUCUUCCGAGUAGUCUAUAGAUAGAUGGUGAUAGUAAUGGAC
Molecule: messenger RNA, 3202 nt
Organism: Pyricularia grisea
Lineage: Eukaryota; Fungi; Ascomycota; Sordariomycetes; Magnaporthales; Pyriculariaceae
Exons: 5
Coding region: 900-2240 (446 amino acids)
Biological process (GO): peptidyl-serine phosphorylation; endocytosis; signal transduction
Cellular component (GO): cytoplasm; nucleus
Molecular function (GO): protein serine/threonine kinase activity; ATP binding
Source: RefSeq, a predicted model, not a curated record